Messenger RNA from Mytilinidion resinicola, 892 nucleotides. RefSeq lists its product as uncharacterized. NCBI's taxonomy places the organism in Eukaryota, Fungi, Ascomycota, Dothideomycetes, Mytilinidiales, Mytilinidiaceae. Bases 311 to 787 code for a protein of 158 amino acids. The transcript has 2 exons. The record is from RefSeq and is a predicted model, not a curated record.
UGAAGCUUGACGUCCACACUUGAUCAGCAGGGGUAACUCUGCUGCUUAAAGUCAGUUUACCCUUUGCAAAUGGUCUGGAGGGCUGGGCUAGCAGGGCACAAGGAGGGAGAGAUACCUGCGGUUCGGCGACGGCGUCAGGUUGUCCUCGUCAUGACCCGGCGCGUCAACCGCACCCCGCACGGUGUCCAUGUCCCAUCCACGAUAUGCAGACAUGCUGGGACGGCCCUAGGGCGAUGCAGAUGGCAGCAAGGCCUCGUUAUCGUGGUGUGCGCAGCUGAUGAAGGAUGAGUGAGGGUUUGUAUCAUGCUGCAUGCCAGCUCCAAUUGGUGUUGCACGCCGCGUUCCGCCCCUCCACUUCGCCCCGCCAACAGGGCCGGGUAGGCAGUUAUUUUGGCGCCCCCCGAGACGGACCACCAAACAUCAUACAACACCACGCCAGCAUCGUACUCGUCUCCAGGAACCCGCGUUGCGUGCACUCGCGAUACUCAGUCCCUCACCGCAGCUUCGUCGCAGCAUCAGCUUCAGGCGUCUUUCGAGGCCCUCCACUGCAGAUCCACCGCCCCGAACUCGGCCCCUCUACGCCCGGCCGCCUUCCAAGCAUCAUUCAGGCUUCGGCUCCCCGCGUAGCUCUUCACCACCAGCCGCCCGCCCUAUCAACGUGCUGAGAAUCCGUUGCACAUUGCCAGUCCACGUAAGAAGCGCAGCAGCAGGAGCGUCUUUGCUUCUGCAACCAUUCCAAGUCUGGUCCGCGAGUGAGACCCCUCACCAGACCUCAGCCCUGUCGUAAUAGCACAGCGACGAAUUGGAACCGAGCAGCCACCAUGUUCGGAGGUCCUGUAAGCCCACAGCCUCUCUUAAAAGCGAUAUGCCGCCAGUCUUCCGCGCCAACGUG